This is a messenger RNA of Metarhizium album ARSEF 1941, 2259 nucleotides long. Its product is annotated as Transient receptor potential (TRP) domain containing protein. NCBI's taxonomy places the organism in Eukaryota, Fungi, Ascomycota, Sordariomycetes, Hypocreales, Clavicipitaceae. The record is from RefSeq and is a predicted model, not a curated record. The transcript has 2 exons. The coding region runs from base 1 to 2259 and encodes 752 amino acids. Gene Ontology annotation, biological process: transmembrane transport; fungal-type cell wall biogenesis.
AUGGCUCGUGCCAACUCGACAUGGAGUUCCUGGACCCUGACAAUGGUGGCAUUUGGGCUCAUGGCAACGACAGUAAUGGGAGGGCAGAUUCUGAAGACCAGCGGUUUCAGCGACUGUGGGUCCGAUUCCACUGUUAAAGUCGACAGGAUUAAUAUCAGCUACAACAACGAAAACAAGACUGUGAACUUCGACGUUGCUGGCUCUAGCAGCAAACAACAGAAUGUCACUGCCAUUCUCGAUGUUACUGCCUACGGCAACACGGUAUAUUCCAAAAGCUUCAAUCCUUGCGACAAGGCCACAUUUGUCGAACGUCUAUGUCCGGUACCCGUCGGCCAAUUUGCCGCUCAAGGCACCCAGCAGAUUCCUUCCCAGUUUGCCAACAUGGUGCCUGGUAUCGCCUUCGAGGUACCUGAUAUCUCUGCCCACGCCACGUUGCGGCUGGUGAGUCAGAAUGGGGAUAAAGUCGCCUGUGUACAGUCAGAUGUUUCCAACGGCAAGACUACCGAUAUCCCCGCAGUAUCCUAUGUCGCCGUUGGCGUUGCUUGCGCGGCUUUAGUCAUGUCGGGAGUAUCGGCUGCUGGUGCUGCACUGUCUGGCGGCAGCGCUGCUUUGGGAGGUGGCACGGCCGGCCCAAGCUUUGGCGAGACGAUUGGGUGGUUCCAAGGAAUGGCAAUGAACAGCAUGUUGUCAGUCAACUAUCCUCCCAUCUAUCGAAAUUUUGCAAAGAAUUUUGCAUUCUCGGCCGGCAUCAUUCCCUGGUCAGGGAUGCAGAACACAAUCGAUAACUUCCGAUCCAAGACGGGUGGUAACUUGACACAAGACAGUUUCUCCUAUCUUCAAACUGCUACGCUAGUGUUCCCAGAUGGUUCAACAAGAAGUCCAAACCAAGGUCUACUCAACUUCAAGCGUGCCGUCGACGUCUUUGUGGACCUGGCCGAGAGGGCAGUUGAAACCUCGGUCAACUCGACUGACCCGGUUUCCAGCGGCGACUCGAAUGGCGUCCAACAUAAAGUAAAGGGUAUUCAGGCCUUUGCUGAGCAGCUUCUCGUUCCAAAGUCGAACAUAUUCAUGACGGCCCUGCUGAUUGUAGCCAUCAUCAUCGCUGCCAUUGCGGUCGGCAUUCUCCUCGUCAAGGUUAUUCUUGAAGCCUGGGCCCUGUUUGGCAACUUUCCGGAGGGCUUGAAGGGCUUCCGAAAGCACUACUGGGGCUCUAUUGCUCGAACUAUCACGUCUCUAAUUUUGCUCCUCUACGGCAUCUGGGUGCUCUACUGCGUAUUUCAAUUUACCAACGGCGACAACACGGUAGCAAAGAUUCUCGCCGCUGUCACUCUUGCCAUUUUCACUGCAAUCCUGGCCUUUUUCUCAUGGAAGAUUUGGUCAGUUGCGCACAAACUCAAGACGCAAGAUGGUGAUACUGCUGCCAUGUUUGAGAACAAGAAAAUCUGGGUCAAGUACUCCUUGUUCUAUGAUUCAUACAAGCGACAGUACUGGUGGUUGUUUGUUCCAGCUAUUCUUUACAUGUUUGCCAAGGGUGUCGCAAUUGCUGCUGGAGAUGGCCACGGCGUGGCUCAGACCAUUGCUCAACUGAUCAUUGAGGCCAUUAUGCUCUGUCUGCUCUUAUGGAGUCGACCAUUUGAACGACGUUCGGGUAACGUCAUCAAUAUUGUCAUUCAAGUUGUGCGCGUCUUGUCCAUUGCCUGCAUCUUGGUCUUUGUGGAAGAAUUUGGAAUCAAACAGACGACACAGACCAUUGCAGGUGUGGUGCUCAUCGCAGUGCAGGCUACGUUGACUGGAGUGCUCGCGAUUCUCAUCACUUGGAAUGGCAUCAAUGCUUGCUGCAAGAUAAAUCCUCAUCGUAAGAGAAGAAAGGAGGCUGAAAAACUCAAACGUGACAUGGACAAUCUCACUCCUCUUGAUGCUCGCAACUCGCUACUUCUUGACCGAGCCCCAUUGCCUCAGAAGUCGAUGUUUUCUGUCUCCGGCGAUUUGAACGAGAAGGGUCAUGUGCGAAAUGGCUCUGCCGAGCGAUUUCACCCAGGGGGCAGCGACAUGAGACGUCCUGUUGCUCCUUCCGGCGGCCACAUGUACCGACCACUCACACCAACUCUGGCGAAUGACUCCCAAGGCCUUUUGGACGGGGCUGCCCCAAUUAGCGUAUCAGAUCGACAACCGACUUUGCCCACCAUCGAUCGGGAGUAUCGUGGGUCGUAUGGACCGUCCGCUAGAUACGGCAAUGGUGGUUACAAUCGUCGAUUCUAA